AGCAGAACAAAUCAUCUUUUCUUGCUUUCUCUUAAUAUUUGCAUCCAAUCUUUUACACAUGUAAUAUAACCAAAAUUUUCAAACUUUUAUAAAGUUGUUAAGAAAUAAAAAUAAGAAAAAAGAAAAAAAAACAAUAACGAUCGUGGAUUUACAUAUGUUCGAGAAAUUUACUAUCGAAUGUAUAAAUGGCAAUAGAAAAAGAACAAUUCAGUAUACAAGUUUAGAACGCGCUGUUCUGUAAAAUGGUCUUAUCGAACGGAAUAGAAGAUCAAAAAAUUCCCAAGCCUUAUCUGGGUGGAUGGCGACACAAAAUUACCGGAAUAGAAUAUGUAAAUGCGGCUUCUCAGACCGGGCCACCGCCGAGGCAGAUAUCACGGAACAACGUAUGCAGCAGAGCGGUGCAAUGUGUACAAACGAAGGACGGAGUAACACAAUCGUUGCGACAUCGUGCAACGCAAAUGUGGCGAAACGACUGUAACAUAUCGAACGAAAUGGAUAAGUACGUGACUGUAAAACCUUAUAAAACAUGGAGAAACUUGGACGAACAAGCGCGUAUUAUUCAACGCAAUUAUCGAGCGUACAAGUUGUCGAAGUACACAAGAGAAUACGCGCAAACCUAUCGCACCAUGCUCGAACAAUAUGCUAAGCACGAAGAAGAAAAAGCAAUAGCAAACAAAAUGCGACAUAAACAGAACAUUCUUCGUCAAAUUUAUCCGCGAUCAAGAGCGGAUUUCGACAUGCUCUACAGUCUGAUCGAGAAGUGGAGAUUCGACCGACUGAAGGAUGUAAAAUCGCGAUUCUUCAAAGCCGCACAGCGUGCCGAGGGUUAUAGGAUCCUGGAAAAGACAGUGGAAAUGUUCAAUCACAUUGACAAACGUAAACAGGUGGUCAAGAGUUCGCGCAGAAAGCAACGGGUUCUCAGAUUUCUAACGUUGAAUUGCAAAUCUUCGCGAUGGAUCGGCUACAAGGGCCAAGUUACCGAGAUGAUUACGUUGAGAACUCAAAAGGCGCGUGAGUUCAAAGGAUUUUAUGACGCAUUGAGUAAUCGAGAUAUCGGUGCGGAAGAACGGAAGAAACUGUUAAUAAAGUUAAAGCAGUCGCUCGGCAUGCAUAUUUGUAACGAGGCUAUUGACCUGUUGUAUCUGUUGGAUCAGGAAAUCGCGUUGCUCAAUCGAGAGAUGAAGAAUUUAUCCUUGGAUUAUCUAAAUGAAAGGAUAACGUAUUCUUACGUGAAUUUUGUGAAAAUGCACAGUGUCUGCGGAUGCGAAUGCGUCGACGAAAUCUCCGAGAGCAGCGAAUUGAGAGAACCUUUAGAGAUAAAAACAAAAUUUUGUCGGAGUUGUUUCAAACUAGUGCCGUACGAUAAAUUCCUAUCGCACACCAGAACAAAUAAGCUGUUAGUUUGCGCCAAUUGCAGUUCUCUAAGUCGACGCAAUAUCGCGCACAUAAAUUUCGAUCCUUAUGUGUUUAUAUUGAAUUACGUGCGAACCGAGGAGGAACGUCGGGGCUCAGUUUCCUUUUUGGCAUUUAUGAUGCAAGAACACGAUAUUUAUCAUUUAGUUAAUAACAUUUGGCGCGGUCAAUCGGUGGUUAGCAAGAACCAAGAUCUCUUUUUUCUGAGAUUGGUUAGAUAUAAGAAGGAUAUCGAAUGGUCGCCCUGGAAUUGCAUCCUUCUGACGGAAAACGAAGCUGAUGCUCACUGUCACAUUAACGAUCCCGCUACAGUAUAUUCGAAGCAUUUGAUAAACCAAAUUAAUUUGGCGCAUCAGAUUGCAAAAAAUUAUUUCAAGUAUGUAAGAAUGCGUUAUUAUAUUUGCGUACAUGUGUGCGUAUGUGUAAUUGUAUUCUUUACAUUUUUUAUGUAUAAAUUUAACACACACACACACAAUUUAAUUGAGAAUAUGUUUUUGAAGCAUUUAAAUGGAAAAUCUCGAAAGAAUUCGAUUUCGUGUUACUUUUUCAAUGUUAUUCUAUUAUUUUUCGGAUAUUUGCAGACGAUUAAUUAUUUUUGAAAAAGAGUUUCGAGAAUCCUGUCGCUCUUCCACGCUUCAAUAAAAAUCCUUUGUUACAAAUCACUCGUUAAUUCUGUGAAGAAUUAUCACGAUCCAUCUGGAAUAAAUAAAGCAACAAGAAAGAUUUUUUAUUGU
This is a messenger RNA of Pseudomyrmex gracilis, 2147 nucleotides long. Its product is annotated as IQ and ubiquitin-like domain-containing protein. The transcript is spliced from 6 exons. Gene Ontology annotation, biological process: cilium assembly. Gene Ontology annotation, cellular component: motile cilium; acrosomal vesicle. Lineage: Eukaryota; Metazoa; Arthropoda; Insecta; Hymenoptera; Formicidae. The record is from RefSeq and is a predicted model, not a curated record. Bases 243 to 2012 code for a protein of 589 amino acids.